Onychomys torridus (southern grasshopper mouse) is the source of this 516-nucleotide messenger RNA. RefSeq names its product 39S ribosomal protein L13, mitochondrial-like. The transcript is spliced from 2 exons. The record is from RefSeq and is a predicted model, not a curated record. Bases 1 to 447 code for a protein of 148 amino acids. Gene Ontology annotation, molecular function: structural constituent of ribosome; mRNA binding. Gene Ontology annotation, cellular component: mitochondrial large ribosomal subunit; ribosome. NCBI's taxonomy places the organism in Eukaryota, Metazoa, Chordata, Mammalia, Rodentia, Cricetidae. Gene Ontology annotation, biological process: negative regulation of translation; translation.
AUGGCGCCGAAACAUACACUGGAGAAGAGUCUCUUAAAUGCUGAUAAAACUGAAUAUCCACAUGGUGCCCAGCAAUGGGCCACUUUUGCUCGAAUGUGGUAUCUCUUAGAUGGCAAAAUGCAGCCCCCUGGCAAACUUGCAGCUAUAGCCUCAAAAAAACUUCAAGGAUUACAUAAACCAGUGUACCAUCAGCUGAGUGACUGUGGAGAUCAUGUUGUCAUAAUAAACACAAGACAUAUUGCAUUUUCUGGAAACAAAUGGGAGCAAAAAGUGUACUCCUCACAUACUGGCUACCCAGACGAGGAUAUUCCAGAAGAUAUUCUCAAGAACUUAGUGGAAGAGCUUCCUCAGCCACGGAAAGUGCCUAAACGGCUGGAUGAGUACACUCAGGAGGAAAUAGAGGCUUUCCCGAGAGUGUGGGCUCCGCCCGAAGAUUAUCGGCUAUAGGAAAGUGGAAACAGUCAAAAACAGCAGCAAGAGACUGGAUGCUAACUGAGCCAUCCCCAUGACCUGGAA